AUGAAGUUUUUGGCAGUUCUGUGUGUACUGGUGGUGACGUCAUGGGCUAAGCCCAGAGAUGAUCUUGCCAGUCUGUUGACCUCUGACCUUGACCUCAUGGCAAAGUACAUCAACUCCAUCGGUACAACAUGGAAGGCCGGAGAAAACUUCCGUCACCUGCGAAAGGAAGACCGCCUUCAGUACGCAAAAACGAUGUGCGGCACCCUCCCUACUCCAGAUCAUAUGAAACUUCAGGAAAAACAUAUGCACGUGCCUGAUGACCUUCCAGAAAACUUCGACGCUAGAACCCAGUGGCCAAACUGCCCAACACUGAAGGAAGUUAGGGAUCAGGGAGCUUGCGGAUCAUGCUGGGCGUUUGGAGCUGUCGAAUCCAUGUCUGACAGAAUUUGCAUCAAAUCCGGAGGAAAAUCCAACUUCCAUAUCUCUGCUGAGGACUUAACGUCAUGUUGCAAAACAUGUGGCAACGGGUGUAACGGAGGUUUCCUCGAGGCCGCUUGGGAUUAUUAUGAGAGAACUGGAUUGGUUACAGGUGGACAGUACAACAGCAAACAGGGAUGCCAGCCCUACCUUGUUCCGUCAUGUGACCAUCACGUGGUUGGAAAAGAGAAGCCAUGCGGCAAGUCUCAGCGUACCCCUAAAUGCUCCAGGAAGUGUGAAGCUGGAUACAACAACACUUUCGAGCAGGACAAACACAGAGGUUUUUUCAAAAUCCUACGAGGACAUGAUGAGUGUGGUAUUGAAUCACAAGUUGUUGCCGGCGAGCCCAAACUCUAGAUGACGUCAUAACAAGCCCUCUUCGGAAGAUGACGUCACUACUGCGUCAUUUUGGCGGUGUAGAUUUUCUGAACAUUUGAGAUGCACA
Messenger RNA from Ylistrum balloti, 862 nucleotides. RefSeq names its product cathepsin B-like. Gene Ontology annotation, cellular component: lysosome. Gene Ontology annotation, biological process: regulation of catalytic activity. The record is from RefSeq and is a predicted model, not a curated record. Bases 1 to 774 code for a protein of 257 amino acids. The transcript has 6 exons. Gene Ontology annotation, molecular function: cysteine-type endopeptidase activity. NCBI's taxonomy places the organism in Eukaryota, Metazoa, Mollusca, Bivalvia, Pectinida, Pectinidae.